Molecule: messenger RNA, 3367 nt
Organism: Pseudovirgaria hyperparasitica
Lineage: Eukaryota; Fungi; Ascomycota; Dothideomycetes; Acrospermales; Acrospermaceae
Exons: 2
Coding region: 308-3166 (952 amino acids)
Molecular function (GO): protein binding
Source: RefSeq, a predicted model, not a curated record
UGAUACUCCGUCAUGCCUACACUAUCCAUGAUUGUGCCUCGUGCUUUAUCGUGCAAAACACCCCGUUGGUCUGGCACCUCUCUUGGACCUUGAUUCUUCUCUCCAAUCCCUCUUCCAAUGUACAUCUGUGGCUCCUAUAUCGACUGCCACUAGAGUGUGCUUAUAGUUUCGCGUUCUGUAUCGUCGUUUCUGCCAACGAGUCCUCCAUAUCCUAUCCGUCCGACCUUACCCUGUGUUUUGUAUCGCUACCAUAGCCACAUGACACACUCGUCAUUCUCCUCGCUUCGCACGAUAACACCCGACAACGAUGCUGGAAGAUGCACAAGAGUAUGAGAUACUAGACAACAUGGCACGACAGAGUCCUCCAGGACCAACAGGGUCAGGCCUAGCCAGUGCCUCUGGUCAGACUUUGACGAGCGGAGAACGAAGUAUACCCUCGCGCUCGGGACCUCUCACCAGCAAUCCGCCAUCCAUAUUUUCCGCUGGACCUCCUGUUCCCCCAACUCUCACAGUCGAGUCUCCAUCGUCAAGCUCAACUUCCUCACGUACCCUUACAGCCCUAUCACGCCCUUCCACGAACCCAGGCCGCAGAACCACGCGCUUCGACGGUCCCUUGACUGAAGAUGAGAGCAGUGCAGAGAACCCGAUCCCACGAGCAGAAAAAGAUGCAGAUGAUCCCACUACACCUUUGACGCAUACUCGCUCCUACGACCGUUCGAGAGAGUACACAACGUUGACAACUCUGAGCAAACUGUUCGCUGCCAAUUUUUCUCCCGAGUCGUCUCGACAACCUUCGUACACCAGGUCUAUCACAGCUCUCUGUCCUCGGCCCCUUAUAAAUGAAUCUGCCUCUCUUCCCGACCACCUCUAUACCAGAGGCCUUCUCGAAGGUCGACAUUCGGAUAUAUCUGUGUGCGCUUUCGGUCGUAAAUAUCCCCUCCAUAGAAUUAUACUUGACCGCGCACCAUUCUUCACUACAGCAUUGUCGGAGCCCUGGAUUGAGAGCACAGCGAAAGAGAUAACGCUUCACCCCGACGAGAUAGAUCCAAGCAUUACACAGAACUCAUUUGAGCUUGCCUUGAAACGAUUAUAUGGUUGCAAGGUUACCGAAGAGGAGGAGGAAGCGGAAGCUGUCGGGCUAUUCGCCACAGGAUGCUGGCUCGAAAUGCAAGGUUUGGUAGAUUCGAGUAUCGACGCCAUCCUACGACAAAUGAGCCCAGAAACCCUUUCGCCGCUUGUCAGACUAGUGACAGCUAAUUAUUAUGGUCAGUCAGGAGAGCGUAUUCUUUCGUCUGCCAAGUCGAUGCUGUGUAGAGACGGGUGGGAAAUGCCUCUGCGCUACUGGGACGGAAUUCCAGGGGACAUAAUCCGAGAGAUCAUCGGGGGUGAUGGCUUCUUUGUUGACAGUGAAUGGGCACGUUGGGUACUGGCAAAGAGGAUUCUAGACCGAAGACUUCGCCAGCAAGCUAUUGAAGCCGGUCUUUUAGAAUCUGGAAAGCGAACAGACAUCCGAGCCCCUGAAACCAUCGGGCUCAUGGCUGUAAGAUUCGAUGCUGUGUAUCGUCGAAAUGCAAUCACGACUGGCCGACAGACGCCGGACAGCCACGCACAGUGGGAGUCUCUCUACACUAACCCUGAAGUUGAGCCUCUCCUGGUCCUACUUGAUGAAGGGAUCCAUUACGUUCACCUCGACUUUGAGCAGUUGCAGUACAUACGUGAAGCUCGCGACGCUUUUGGACUACCUGUAAUGCCGGAGAAGGUCAUUACAAAUGCCUUAUGGAUGCAGAUGGAGCUACGCCAGAAAGUUCUCAAUGCCCAAGAUCAGGACCUUGAGCUCGGAAUAAGCAAACCUGCCUAUGAACAAAAUUUGACCGGGUCAAGUUCUCAAGCGUUAAUCGAACAUUCGGAUUCUAUGAAAGGUAAAUCAACAAUCAAUAGCAGAAACAAUGGUGUCUCGGAUGACAUGGAAUCUGGUAGCUGGGACAGCAACGGAAGACCUCGCAAAUUCUGGAUUCCGAGUGCCGACUGCAACAUCGUAAUGGGUGGAAACGCAGAGCCAGUUGUUACCACUUCCAACAAUGUACAUCGCCAAGCCAGCAGAUUGUCUGCAAGCAUGCAACCUGAAGAUGCUCAAUGGGCCACCGACUUCGUAUCAUCCCCAACGAAUGCUACUAAUCCUGAUGGCACUGCUCGAACAACGACUCAUAUCCCAGGACGGCCUGCCUCAGCUGGCGGCAGUAACGCUGGCCAGCCCAAGCCAAUAUCGUAUACCCACUUCCCUCCAUUUCGUUUCGCUGCCGAAUUCCCCAACCCACGCCUGUUGAAGGAGAAGAAAAGAGUCUACUCACGGACUGUCUUCUACGCAGGUAGUCUUUGGAAUAUCUACAUACAGAAAGUCCGCUCCAGUAAGAACGCACAGCUCGGCGUCUACCUUCACCGUGCCAAAGAACGAGAAACAGAGGAAAUCCUCGCAGGUACUGCAGGCUUCUCUCAAGGUAGCGUCGACGAGCGCAUCGGGCUGCUCGAACGCCAAAUGCUCCUCCGCAGCGAGCGCCGUCGUGGUCGUCCGAUGAUGAGUCCUCACCAAGAUCACUCCAGUAUGGUAGCUGGCGAAGACGAUACCAGCGGUAGUGGUGGUGAUCUCGAUUCACCUCAGAUCAUUGGUUCUUCAUCUCGUCCCCGCCGCAGACCCGCGGUCGAUCACCAGCCCAGCUACAACUCCCAUCAGGGGCUUGACUACAGGAACAAAGCUUCGAAAGCAGAUGCACUAUUCAGUACCACAGGCGAAGAGUCCGAUGACUCUUCGACCUUGGAACCAGACCUUCCAGAUCCAUCCGCGCGGAGAAAUCGUGCUGGCGCUACUUUGCCGCCUUACGUCGACGCGAGACCCACGAUUAAAACAUACUUCAAGAUUUACUCGCCGUCGAAAGGCGGCCGCCUGUUGAGUGUGUACGAGAGUGCGCCUGACAAAUUCAAUUUCAGUCAGAGUUGGGGCUGGAAGAGCAGCACGCUGAUGCUGGACGAGGGUAUGGGUACAAGUGGACCAAACACAAGCCCUGGGCUAGACGGAGACGAGGCUGAUGGUGAGAAUGAUAUCGAGUUCCAGAAGAGCAGGCAAAGGAGCGAUGGCAAGCUGAGAUUCAUGGUGGUGAUUGGGAAUUUAUAGAUUUCGGUGCUUUUGUGUAGCCUUGGUGUACGGAUGGGUCCCAGAAUGCACGCAUGAUAACAUGAUGGUCAUAGGAGUAUCGGUCCGCACUAUACCCUGUACAUUAGCUCUCCUUUCGCAUUUCACUCGCACUGGCAUCGAUCAGGCGUCUUUACCAAUGAUGCAUUAUGACCAUUUUAUCCAGUAAGCUCAGAACAUGAU